Pseudonaja textilis is the source of this 2647-nucleotide messenger RNA. Lineage: Eukaryota; Metazoa; Chordata; Lepidosauria; Squamata; Elapidae. The record is from RefSeq and is a predicted model, not a curated record.
UGCAGGAGUGGCUCAGUCCCUGGUUAACCUUGACAUACAGAGGGAGGGAGGGAGAGAGAAGUGCAGCACAAAUAGGUAUGUGGCACCUCCACACACCUGAGAUAUGAGAAUCACAUUUUUACUGGUUGCCAAAGCCAACUCUGCCAGUUUUGCACAAAAGUAACAACGUCUAACUCAGUGUCUCGUUCUACCUCACGUUUUCUCCAUAUUGAUCUUUGCCCACAAGAGUUGAAGAUACUGUUCAGUGACGAACAAAUCAGACAUCAGACGAAACAGGAGUGACUGAUCCUUCUUGUUGGCUCCAUGGCAGAAAAUAACUAUAGCUGGUGGAAGUUAACCUUCCUUCGAAAGAAAAAAUCAACUCCAAAGGUAUUGUAUGAACAUCCAGAUAUUUAUGGAGUGGCCAAUGAUGAGAGUCUACAAGAGGGCAUGCCAGCAGAUGGGAGCAGUGGAAGCCGCAAUGAGCAGGAAUUCAAUGCCCGGCUAGAGAAAAUUGUGGACAAAAGCACCAAAGGGAAACAUGUCAAAGUUUCCAAUUCUGGACGCUUCAAAGAAAAGAAGAAAAUCAGGGCUACUUUGCCCGAAAACCCCAAUUUCUUUUCUGAUGGGGAACGGGAAGAAAAGUAAUGGCCAAGUGAAGGAGAUGCUUUUCAUAAGCCCUUUUCUGAGGACAUUUCUCUGCUGAAGAGAAGCUGAUGUUGACAGAUCAGGUUCAUUACAUUUGCUAAUGAAGUUAACGAGGGAGUCCUCUGAAACUCAAGGAUCAGAUCCUGAUUUUCAUGUGAAGUUUCCCCAAAGGAUGAACAUUGUUCUGUUUUGUUUUCCUCUUUUUUAAUUUAAGAAAAAACAAUGCAAGAUUUGUAUCAAACACAAGUUUAUGAGGGACUUAUAAAUGAGAAAGGAAAAUUGAGAGGUAGAGAACAUACACAGAAUAGGGAACAUACACAGUAUUGCUAAAUUCAGAUAAAUUACCCCUCCUUAGCUACCUUGUUAACCUUUCUAAUCGGAGUAAAUAGGAAAUGUUUGUUUUUGCCUCUCAGGAUGCCCAGCUCUUGGCACACUUGGGCAGCUGCUCUGAUAGGCCUCAUUGGUACUGGUACCUGCUUUCAUCUUCCUACUCUCCUCCCUGCUGAAAGCUUUCUUGCAACAGCAGUUGAAUCUGACCAUCACUGAAAAUUAUCCAAACAUUCACCUUAUAUAGUUGUGUUCUAAAUCACGAUAGAAAAUGUAGAUGGGAAAUGUUUUUUAUAGAUUAAGUUGCUUCUGCUAGGUAAGCUUUGGUCGCCUCUUAGAUACCAAUAACUGAGGCCAAUAAAUCUGAUGUACAUGGAAAGAUUCUACAGCAGUUCAUACAAAUCUUUAUUUUUAAGAAACUUGAAAACUAUCUGCUAAUUACCAGCAGUCAGCAUGACCUGUCAAAAACAAAUCUUGCCAAAUGAACUUAAGUAAAGGUUUUGUUUAGACAGAAUCCUUAGAUUGAGGGAAUGCUGGAGAUGUAGUUUAAAUUAAUUGCAGAAAAGCACUUUACAAAACAGCCCAUAUUCUGUCUAGCAUGCUACUUGAAUGUGAACAGGAUGGGUGGCUACACACCUGACUCAAAAAUUGAGCUCAGGGUACUAAUAAGUGGUUCCUUAUCAAAUUGGAAUAAGGUACUAUAGGAAGAAAAAUCCAGUCCAGUUCCAAGCCAGGAAAAAGGUACUGGAAAUAAAAUGGAGGCUCAUUGGCUGAAAGGAAAGAAGGUUUAUUUGGUUUCCAGAAACUUCAGUGACAACAGCAAUGUUUCUGGGUUGGCAGAUCCCUUGGCUGAAUGAAUGGAUGGGUCUUUAUAGGGUUCUGGGAUUUUGUGAUUGGGAUGUUCUAGGGCAGGGAUGUCAAACUUGCAUCCUCAUGUCAUCAUGUGACGUAUAGCGACUUUCCCCCCCUUCACUAAACCGGGGGUGGGAGUGGCUAGUGCUUGAUGCACCUGGCCCGUGGACCUCGAGUUUGAUGCCCCUGCUCUAGAGGUGUGUGCAAUGUAGUGACUUGCUAGUCUAAUGAUGGUGGGUUAAUCCUAAAAGUCAUGUCCUGUAUUUAGAAUUUGGGUGGGGGAUGUAAAUUCUUAAUCCCUUCAGCUGUAAGAGCUGAAAGUGUUUUGUUUAUGAAUAGAUUGGCCCAGUGUUUCUUAAUAGGUACAAAAUAUCUAUCGCUUAAGACUUCAGGCUUCUGCUUGAGGCUAUUAAGAAAAACUGGGGCUAUUUUCUGCCUUUUUAAUAUUUUUUUCUGAAUUUCUCCUUUGAGGAAAUAUAAUAUUCUGCCUCUUUUUAACAUUAAUAAUAAAGAAUAUUUUAAUCUGGGAAAGGAGGGCUUCCUACAGUACCAUGUGUGUGUGGGGAAUAUCCUAGAUCCUGAACUCUGAAAUAUUUUUAUUACUUGGAUAAAGAGACGAAGGGAAUACUUUCCUGAAUUUGCUGAUGAUAUAAAACUGGAUAUGAUAUCUUUCAGAACAGAAAUAAAAUGUACUAGUUUUUAUAAAAGAAAUGGGAUAAAAAUAUUAAUAUUAUUUAAUAGAGAUAUUGCAAAAUUAUUUUCUAAGGAAGCAAAAAUUACAGUACUAAUAAAUUGUAAACUGAAUAUGGGAUUUGGGUCAACAAUGUGAUAUGCCUGAGGG